Polypterus senegalus (gray bichir) is the source of this 1843-nucleotide messenger RNA. Its product is annotated as forkhead box protein I1-ema-like. NCBI's taxonomy places the organism in Eukaryota, Metazoa, Chordata, Cladistia, Polypteriformes, Polypteridae. The transcript is spliced from 2 exons. The record is from RefSeq and is a predicted model, not a curated record. Gene Ontology annotation, molecular function: RNA polymerase II cis-regulatory region sequence-specific DNA binding; DNA-binding transcription factor activity, RNA polymerase II-specific. Gene Ontology annotation, biological process: regulation of transcription by RNA polymerase II; cell differentiation; anatomical structure morphogenesis. Bases 16 to 1230 code for a protein of 404 amino acids.
UCCCCGGCGCAGGUGAUGUGUGUUCAAACACCUGCCAGCCACACAGCGCCGAGGCGGACGGGAGAAUCACAAAGGCACUGGAGAGGAAUGAGCUCCUACGACCCUCAGGCACAGUCGCCCCACCGGGCCAGUCCUCAGUUUCCAAGCAUUGGCCAGGAGCCCCCCGAGAUGAGCCUCUAUGGAGACAACUACUACCACCCCAGCAGCCUGCCAAGCCCUCAGCGCCCUCCAACCUACGAUCUGGGGGAUUACAAUGGAGCCGCACCCAACCCCUACCUGUGGUUCAACAGCUCGGGCAUCGGCAGCUCACCCUACGCCCCUCCGUCGGGCUCGGCCUCCUUUGUUCCACAGCCCUAUGGGAUGCAGCGUCCAUUCCUGCCAGGUGCUCCUGCGGACCUGAGUUGGUUCUCUCUCCCCUCACAAGAGGAUCUCAUGAAGUUGGUGCGCCCGCCCUAUUCCUACUCUGCGCUGAUUGCCAUGGCGAUCCAUGGUGCCCAAGACAAGCGGCUCACCCUCAGCCAGAUCUACCAGUAUGUGGCGGACAAUUUCCCUUUCUAUAACCGGAGCAAAGCCGGUUGGCAGAAUUCCAUCCGACACAACCUCUCCCUGAACGACUGCUUUAAGAAGGUGCCACGCGACGAGGAUGACCCAGGGAAGGGCAACUACUGGACGUUAGACCCAAACUGUGAGAAAAUGUUUGACAACGGUAACUUCCGAAGGAAGAGAAAGCGAAAGUCGGACUUGAAUCCCAGCAGCGGCAGCGUCCUGCACCCCGAGCGUCCCGACGACAGCUCCAUGGAGAGCGGGAGUCCCCUGAGGGGGUCGUCCCUGGAGGACGGCAGCCCCAAGAGUCACGAGACCCUGCUGGAGACCUCCGAGGAGCACAACUCCAACACGUCCCUCGGCGCCACCUCGGCCCCUCCCUGCCUCGGCGGCUUCCUGUCCAGCAUGACGAGCUUCGUGAACCCCGGCUCCUCUGCGCUGGCCAGGCCUGUGGCCUUAGGACUUGGAGGAGAUCAGUCCCAGAAGGCCGGCCAGGUGACCGGUGGCUUCGGCCCGUACUCCCACAACACUGCCAGCCUCCCAGGUGUCACCGGGACGGAGUGGUCGGCUACGGCGGCCCCCUCUCUGGGCUACAGCGGCUCAGUCCUGAACCAGUUCAACAGCCACUUCUACCCGGGCUUGAGCUCCGGGAGUCUCCUCUACCCGAGGGAAGGAACUGAAGUAUAGAGACGGGGGGUCCGACGGGGGGACUUUAAACGCCACCCUGACCGGGAAACGGGAGAAUGGACAGCCUGGCACUGCCGGCGUGGGAAAGAAGGCAGUGCCGUUGGGACUUGGGACACCAAAGGGGCUUCCGUUUUGCUCAGCAACAUCUGGGGACUCUGAACUCUUUGACUCCUCCCAAGGGGUGAGGGCUGGCAGAACGGGGCGGCAUCUGUAAAAUAGACGGGCGACGCACGGAGCCACGCCGUCGGACGUCUUCCCAGCUGUCUGUCAUGUCGGCCUCUUGGUUUUUCUAUGGUGUGAUUGUCGAGUGUUCCUUCUGCUUUCAAGGUGAGGAUAAAGCUCAAGUGCGGGCGGCGGGCAGCGGGCACCACUCCGGAGGUCAAGCGUGUCUGUUCAGACCAGCCUGAGCCGACACUGGCGUGCCACUUCUGUCCAUGCCAGAGAGACUUGUGUCUGUGCUGCCUGGCCGUGCACCCGCCUUCCAUCGUUUACCCGCCUCGGGCUCGGGCUGCCAGGAGCGGGCUGCCAGGAGCGGGCUCAGUGUAAGCCUGGUUUGGUGUAAAUAGCGGCCUUUUUGGAAUUGUGUUGAAAUAAAGGUUGUGUUCAAUCCAGC